Cryptotermes secundus is the source of this 4689-nucleotide messenger RNA. RefSeq lists its product as uncharacterized. Gene Ontology annotation, biological process: ribosome biogenesis. The transcript is spliced from 15 exons. Bases 73 to 4338 code for a protein of 1421 amino acids. The record is from RefSeq and is a predicted model, not a curated record. Gene Ontology annotation, cellular component: nucleolus. NCBI's taxonomy places the organism in Eukaryota, Metazoa, Arthropoda, Insecta, Blattodea, Kalotermitidae.
UUUUAACCCUGACCCCCGUUGCCAGGUGCCACCCGCUGCUGUUUCAUAAACAGAAGAAGAACGCACUAAGAAAUGGCGUUGUCGAUAGAAUUGUUGAGAAGACUUGAUCAAGAAGAGGAACCGUUACCUAAACGACUUCGAUUGGCAUUGGCAGCAUUUAAAUCAAAUUAUUUGCCAGUUCAACGGAAAGAGGAGCUCAUUUUGAAGUGGUUGUGUGAUUACGGGGAAAGGAAUCAAAAUUCAGAGGAUGUUUGGUCUGUGCUUAAGGCCUGCUUAAACAGCAGUCACAUGAAGAAACUGAGCAGUGCUAACAUCAGACCGCCUGUCAAAUGUUCCCUUUCUCAGAUUCUGUGUGAACUUCUGAAAUCAGAGAGUACAUUCAAGAAUUCAGAGUUUACCAUUCUAGAAUGUGCAGUUUGUGUGCUAGAGAACACAAGCUUUCAGCACUACUUCAAGCAGCAGCUGGAACAGUUUUUUGAAUUCAUCAGUGUUGUUUUAAAUGUUGCCAUUAACGGAGAGAAUGUUGACUUUUGUGUGAGAAUAUUGCAAUCCAUCUGUGUUCUUAACAAACAAGUCUUUCAAAAGGAAGUGUUUUCUGUUUUGUUCAUUCAGAAAGCAUUACAACCUGCAAUUAAAUUUCUUGAGAUCAUACCCAGUCAACAUGUGGCAGAUUCAACUGCAAGUCACCUCAAAUUUGAGAUAUUCAAAUGUAUGCAGCAAGUUCUAUUUCCUAAGACACGUUCUAAAGAAAUAUCUCUGGUGUUCGUGUCCCUUUUUUCAGAAGAAAGUGGCCAUCGGAGUGUUAUUCUUGAAGCCCUUUUUGAGUGUGUUUCAUCUGCAGUAGUUAACAGCCCAUCAGAUUCAACUGUUCACUUAUUUUCUUCUGUAUUUCAAGCAUUUGUGUCUAGUUUCAAAAGUGAUGCAAAAUCUGUUCACAAGAUGUUUAUAACUCUGUGUUAUUUUGUUGGAUUUAAACCUAAAAUUAAAUUAAGUUCAUGUGGUGGAUAUAAAUCUGUACUGAAAUACAAGAAGUUUAAGACAUCAUUUCCAGAAUGUCAUAUCCAAAAAGUUCUGGAAAUAAAUGACAUAUCAAUGAAAGUAAUAAGAAAUCUUCUUGGUGUCUUGUCAGAUACAAAUGUCGUGAAUGGCAACAGUGAUGAAGUACCAUUUGAAGAGUGGUUGCAGGCAUUAAUAUCAGCUGCAAUUUCUUCCACGUCAAAAGACUCCAUUUCUUUAGCUUUACUGGAAGUUUUGUGUGCAUUCGUACGUUUAAGACCGCUAAUCAUUGAACCGAAAGUAAGUGAGAUUUUGGAACAUGUAAUGUUAGCAAAGAAAGAAACUGAAGAAAUAAGAGUAGCAUAUACCACUUUCUUCUGUGAUGUUUUGAAGAUGUUUGUGAAACUUAGUCGGCUGCAGAAAUUUGUAGCAAAGCUGUUAAAUCUCAGAAUAACACUCAGUUCAAGGGAGGCUGAAAAGGUACCGACACUCAGAGAUAUAUUGCCGAUAGAGUUCUGUACUGAGUUCCAAACUGCCAUAACCUUGUUGUCUGGUGGUCAGACAGUUGAACUAAUGAGAACCCUGUUGUUCCAUCUGAACCAGGACUGUGUGGUAGUGCUUGAGAAACAGCAGGGUGACUGUACCCUUCUGUUCCUGCAAAUUAUCAGUAAACUCAUGUGCCAUUUUCUUCGCGGAACUCGAGUGGCUGAUCAUUCUGUACCAUCUCAGAUAGUUUUGAAGUUCAGCAGCAUGAUGACAGAGUUGCAGGACUUGCUUGGAAAGCUGGGACAGGCACUACUGCAUAGGGAACAUAAUUGCCUGCUGAUGGUGGCAUUUCUUCAGCUGUGCUAUAACUGGGGAGAAAUGAAAGUACUGCUGAUACACUACAGUGUCAAGUAUGAAUCUGCUGCUGACCUGCAGUUGGCAGCAUUGCAAGAGGACAUCAGUGCUACCAACCUCUCUUACUUACACCCAUAUUUGAAUAGCGAAUUAUGGAACCUUGUUGCACAGAGAAUUGACAACUUCGGUGAAGCUGACUGCAAGGAGUUGUUGGUGAAGCUUAUCCUGCAGAAACUACAAGCUGUGGUCUUGUAUGUGAAUAAUAAUAAGACAAGACAAGACAUUAUGUUGUCUGCUGCAAGGCAUUUGAUGUCCCACAUCAGGGAAGCUUGGCCUAUUAUACUAACAGGAGCAAAUGCAUUGCUGGUAACAUCAGUCCUAAACCCAGAGCAGCUUGAGUGCUUCGCAAAUCAUGUUGUGCAAGAAAUAGGUUGCAGCUCUGAGUCCUGUUCAGAAGGGUUGGAUGCAUUAAAGAAGCCAGGUGUGCAGGAAAACAGAAUUUUGGUUGUAGCCUUUACUUGUGCAGCCCUAAGAUGUAUCAUGAAGUUGUUCUCUGGGAUAAAGAGGAAGAUUGACAGAGCCAGCCACCAGGUUGUCCAUCUCACAUUGGCUAGAAAAGUGUUGACCAGGUUAGAUCCAUGUCAUAUCUUGACAUGUAUGUCCAAGGAUGAUCUGGAAGCACUGACACCAGUUGUGAGAGACAUGGCCAGUGCAGUGAAUGGGAGUUUUAAAAAGGAGGAGGACAGUUUAGUUACAGAUGGAUGGAAACUUGAUGUGAUGGGUGUGCAGAGGUACCUGCAUAUUCUGGAGCUUCUACCCCUUCAGCACACACCAGGAAUUCUGAAGUCAUUAUUGGUUGUCAGUAUUCUAGCGUUGGCAAUCACAUUUGAGAGAUCAGACAUAUCAAGAGGAGAACAGCUGUCCAACAUCAGGAGCUUAUUAUACAGACAUCUUCUGUUAGGUCUCCUGGACAGCCCUGGUCUGCCUGAUCUCUCUAGUUAUCUCAGUAUUGGACAGCUUGCAAACUGGCUGACAAAUCUGGACCUGCCUUUAUCUAGAGACCUGCAAUGUCUCCUGUUCCAGCGGCUAUUUGAGUCAAGCUUAAGUUGCAGUUCCACCCUGCACCAGCUGCAGGAUGAAAUGCCAGUACUGCAGAAGCAGUCCAGCCAGUGGCCUCAAGAUAUGAAGACUCUGGGAACAGCUGUUGCCCUCCUUCAAGUUCUAAACAAGCAUGAAAAUCCAGAAGAUCAGUCGCUAUGCCUGAAGUACCAGCGCAGACUUCUGCGAAGCAUUGUCAGGAUAAUGGAACAUCAGGAUGGUGCAGCUGCUUCUCCAAGUGUUUUUGAAGGGUACAACUUGAUGUUAAUAUGGUGUCUUCAAGAAGGAGACUCCAAGCAGCUGGAGAAGCUCACACCUCAUCUCAGCACAGUUGUUGAGGCUUGUCUGUCUCAAAUACGAAGCAAGGACUUGCCUACUCAGUCAUCUUCCAUCAAGAGUUCACUAGAUCUUCUGGCAACAUUGCUUCAGUAUAAGUUUCAAUUUAAUGCUGUGUUGCCAUCAAACUUCAUUCACAGGGUGUGGAGUGAACUGGCAAACCAGGACAUGUCUGCUGGUCUCAGCACAGUGGGUGGUUCUGAACACAUGCAGCUUGUAUUUGAAGCGGCAACAGAAAAAGAGUUGUAUCCUAUCUUACAGGACUUAAAAGUUAUCACUAAAGUUGCAGUUCAGUCUUCAGAAAAGCCUGAAAUCCUGAGGGCAAGAUUGUCAAUUUGGAAAGCUGUCAUUCAAAGCAGAUUCAGUGAUGGCAGGAUCAAUGCUAGGAAGAUGGCACUGGAGCAACUGUGUCAGAUGCUAACAGUGUUUGUUAAUCGGUGUCGUGUCAUGCAUGGUACAUCUGGGGAGAGCAGCAUGUUGCCAGUUCUUGAACUUCUGUUGACCAUCACACAAAAGUCUUUGAUUUUCAUGUCUCCAGAGAUGCUUGAUCUUUGUUUUGAGAGUGUUACUACUGCACUGGCGGUAGAUUCACCAGAGCUACUCUCCCUGUGCUCCGUGUCAUUACAGCUGCUUCAGGUGCUCAUGAAAUUUCGUGAAUCCGUAGUGCUGGAUUGCAUUCCUUCUUUCCUUCAGUGUUAUCGACAGUUGGCAACAACAGUAGCUUCUCAUGGUCAUGUUGACCUGAGGUAUUCUGCAGCAGAGGUUAAGCAGUAUGCAGUCUGUGCCCAUGGGCUGGAGAGACUUACAAACUUGUUAAAGGAACAUAAACCAUAUUUUGUGAGAGUGGCAGCAUACAUAGUGGCUGACCUUCUGCAGUUUUUUGAGACAUAUACUCUCUACCCUGAGGUCAAGAUCCAUUACUCGAACUGCAUACACAGUCUGCUGAGCAUAUGUGACUCCCAUGCCAUACUCUUCCUGUCUCGCACUCUGACACCAGCAUCACAGCUGCUACUGAAGACGUUCUACACCACUUACAAUAAGUUCCAUCGCUUUACUGGCAAAGUAUAAUGCAGUGGAGUCACAUGCAGGGUUGAAGAUUCUUACAUGAACUUCUUGUUCUAAACUCAGUGGCAUUAUUAGAACACUUUAAGAUGGGUGGGAGUUCUGGUGUUAAAAAUUUUAUACAAGUACAUUUUGUGAGAAAAUGUUAUUUAAUGAACAUGACAAAUAUUAUUGUUACCAUGUUUCUAACUGACAUUUCUGAUUUUACGAGGAAAGAUUGGAUUGUAAGACCAUGAUGUUCGUGUCAGUUGUUUCGUUGUUGUUCUGUUGUGCUUUUAAGCCCAACAUGCUUGAAAACAAUUUAUUGGAUAUAAUUAUGUCAUGACUUUGUAGAAAUAUAUUUUAUGUGACAUCAUA